AACAGAAGCGGCAGCAGGCAGCGUCCAAGGCAGAAAUAGCUACUGCGCGAUUCACCAGGGCCGUCCCUGCUCCCCAGACUCGCGCGUUCAGAGCUCAGCUGCCGCAGGGCCACUGAGGGGACAGGAAGCAUCUUCGCUCAGACCACACCGCAGGCGCAGUGCGGAGCGAGCGGCGGGAGCCACUCUUUGCCCGGACGCUCAGCGCCCCUCUGGGCUUGGGCUCUCCCCGGGGGGCGGCGGACCGAUGCCAGGCUCAGCUCCCCCCCGUGAGGCCCGGGGAGCGUGGGGCGCCUGGUUACUGGGAGGCCUCUGCGUCUGGACGCUGGGCGGCCUGUGCGGCCUGGGGGCGGCGGGCUCCCCGGGGGCUCCGCGCCCGUGCCAGGCUCCGCAGCAGUGGGAAGGUCGCCAGGUUCUGUACCGGCAGAGCACCGGCCGCAACAGCCGCGCCCUGCUCUCCUACGACGGGCUCAAUCAGCGCGUGCGGGUGCUGGACGAGAGGAAGGCGCUGAUCCCCUGCAAGAGAUUAUUUGAAUAUAUUUUGCUCUAUAAGGAUGGAGUGAUGUUUCAGAUUGAACAAGCCACCAAACAGUGCUCAAAGAUCACCCUGACGGAACCCUGGGAUCCUCUCGACAUUCCUCUGAACUCCACCUUUGAAGAUCAGUACUCCAUCGGGGGGCCCCAGGAGCAGAUCACUGUCCAAGAGUGGUCCAACAGAAAGUCAGCUAGAUCCUAUGAAACCUGGAUUGGCAUCUACACAGCCAAGGAUUGUUAUCCUGUCCAGGAAACGUUUAGCAAAAAUUUCAGUGUGAUAUUGUCCACGCGGUUUUUUGACAUAGAGCUGGGCAUUAAAGACCCCUCAGUGUUUACCCCUCCAAACACCUGCCAGACCGCCCAGGCAGAGAGGAUGAGUGAGGACUGCUCCUGGUGAGUCCGUGAAGGCAGAAGUGACAACACAUGAUGUCAGUUGCCUGUGACCCCGCUGGAAACAGGCAUGAGACUGUCUGGGGUGAGAAACUUCACCGGAGAGAAAUAGAAUUUUAGGAAGAUAUACUUUGAUGUGGAUUUUUUGUAUGUUGGAUUUUACCACUCAAGCUAUGUUUACAGAUAAAAUUGAAUGGAGAGGAUGUGGUAAUAUGCGCUGACUAGAUGGCUAAUACAGACACUUCAGGUAUUUCCCAAGCUUCUCGGGGUCUGGGCUUUCUGCCUGUGCAGGUGUGUCCACUGUGCAGUGCCAUACAAAGUGGGCAGGGGGCAGUGGGAGCACUUGGCUUUGGCCCAGGAGGAGUAUUUUAUUGCUGACCUUGUUCAGAAUUGGUGAUGAGAAUAAGAAAUGGGAUGAUUUGGGCCAAUUUUAUUAUGAAUUCUGACGUUCUCUGUAGAGAAGUCACCCUUUAUUGCUGCAUCAGAAUAGCAGACUGCUCCCCAUUCCACCCACCCUGUCCCCACAUUCCCUUGGCCACCAACAAAAUGAUCUUUUAAAAUUCCUUUCAGACUUAAGAGCUUUAUAACAUAACCCAAUUGAUAUAAAUACUUUGGAAGGUAAUGGAUGGCAAUAAUAAAAAAUACAUAUUCCUAUAAAGAGAUAUUUUAAGAAAGUGGGUUUGGUUAAGUGUGAGCCUGAUGAAGUGUGAGCUGUGUAAGCUUCCAUUUUUCUAUGCAAGAGUAUUGACACACGUGCUGAAUCUUCACAUACAUGUAAACUGACAGGCAGUUCUUCUCAAUAGCAUGGAACGGGAGUCAGGAGACUAUUGUCUCCUAAGCCCAAGGCUAGAAUUCCCCUGCACUCUAGCUCCUUUGGUGAUUGAAUGCACUAUUCUCGCCCUCACCUUGGCCUUCCUGGGACACUCUUUCACAGCCACUACAUGUAUGUCACUUCUGCUCCUCCUUCCCAGGUCAGCUCACAAGAGCUGCUCCCAAGGUGGAUGAGUCGCACCUCACAGCUAGAGCAUGCAUUUCCCACAAUACUUAUUAGCUGUGUGAUAACUUCCUGCUUCCUGGACAUCGUCCACUAUCCUGGCUGUAAGCUUUUUGAGUAUGGGUACUGUGUACUGUUUACUUUUAUAUCCCUAGCACCAAGCAAGUGCCUGGCACAUGGUCAGUGCCCUAAAUACCUGUGGAGUAGAGAAUGCUAGCCUCUCUCAUCCUUAGUUUCAUCAUCUGUUAAAUAGUGUUGAAAUGGUCUCUUGCUAGGGAGACUUCUAAUAAUAAAAUCUAUUAUCAAUAUCUUAGAUUCUUCUACUAUUAUGUUUCACCUGACCAUCUAUCUUUCUUAGUUACCAAGAAAAAUGUGUGACAUCUAUAUUAUGCUGAAAACAAUCUGUAUUACUAAAAUUUAUCUAUAUUUCAAUAAAUAAAUUUAAUGCAUUUCAAAGCAUUCAUUGUUAUAUUAAUAUUUGCUUUUGUAACAAACAUGGAUAAUCUUGUUACAAGGGAUUAAAACCCUUCUCUAACAAAUAAAUAAAGAACUUUAUGGUGU
Molecule: messenger RNA, 2476 nt
Organism: Nycticebus coucang (slow loris)
Lineage: Eukaryota; Metazoa; Chordata; Mammalia; Primates; Lorisidae
Gene: EPDR1
Product: ependymin related 1
Exons: 3
Coding region: 245-928 (227 amino acids)
Biological process (GO): cell-matrix adhesion
Cellular component (GO): lysosome; extracellular region
Molecular function (GO): calcium ion binding
Source: RefSeq, a predicted model, not a curated record